This is a messenger RNA of Annulohypoxylon truncatum, 1988 nucleotides long. Its product is annotated as galactose mutarotase-like protein. Gene Ontology annotation, biological process: beta-D-galactose catabolic process via UDP-galactose, Leloir pathway; glucose metabolic process. The coding region runs from base 563 to 1804 and encodes 413 amino acids. The transcript has 2 exons. The record is from RefSeq and is a predicted model, not a curated record. Gene Ontology annotation, molecular function: carbohydrate binding; aldose 1-epimerase activity. Lineage: Eukaryota; Fungi; Ascomycota; Sordariomycetes; Xylariales; Hypoxylaceae.
CAAACAUGCAAUGACAAAGAGAGCCAAAUGACCUUAAACAUUUUCAGCAACCGGACGAAUCACGGGCCCUUUCGAAUUCCAACUAACUACCAACUUACAGCGGUACAUUAGCGACCUGCUGUAUUCGUGCCGUUCCACCACAUGGUUUUUAUGAGGCCGAUGCUACGCUGCCUGUUAGUUACGUCGAUUACCCCAACUUUUCCAAGGAGCGGAGUAGCUCGACAGGGUAAACAGGGCUAGCAAAGCCGUAGCUGGGGAUCGUCCGGGGCUUACAUGGUUCAAAUGUAGGUGAGAUUAAUAAAUUUCCCUAGCCCUACUCCCUGUCAGAAGACAACGUGAUGAAUUUGCGUACGUGCUUCCAUUGUCCAACCAAAUCAUGUUUUGCCCGACGGGGGUUUGGGCGUUUGCUUCUUUGAUGGCUGAAUUCAUAUAAGUCGCGAAUCCUUCCCCGGAAAGAUUUUCGAUUCUAGCUUGCCUCUCUUCUCCCUCCGUCUACCGUCAAUUCCGACGAGCACAAAGCACUAGUGUCAACAAACAAAGCGUGUCUCACUCCCGAGUCAACAUGCGUCUGCACACUGGUCUCGCGUCCUUGGGGCUUUUGCUCCCACUUGCUUCAGCUCAGUCUGGGAGCAAUUCGUCUACCAACUCUACCGGUGCCGGGCCUGAUGAGAACGGCUUGUAUUGGAUCUAUGGCGAGGGUAUCACAGCUGCAUUUAUCACAUACGGAGCCUCGGUCUCAAGGCUCUUGAUUCACGACAAGUAUGGCGUUGAAAGAGAUUUAGUAGCUGGGUUCGACAAUGCUACAGCUUAUACGCUUGAUCCUGUCCAUCCUCAUCUCGGCGGUGUACCGGGUCGAUAUGCAAACCGUAUCCAGAAUAGCACCUUUGAGAUUGAUGGUCAGACCUACCAUGUCACUCCCAAUGAGAACCCCACUGCACAGGCUCCCGAAGGCGCCGACACAUUACAUGGCGGCCCCGACGGUUGGGACUACCGGAAUUUCACUGUCGUUUCUCAUACAAACGACAGUAUAACAUUUUCCAUCGUCGAUCCUGAUGGCAAAGAGGGGUUUCCCGGAGAGGUUGUUUCUUAUAUUACUUACACCCUCCGCAACAUGACGUGGGAUUUGAAGAUGGUAGCCCUCGCAACUACGAAGAAAACGCCUAUCAUGCUUAGCAGCCACGUGUACUGGAACUUGGACGGCUACGCCAACAACGAGACCAACACCGCUCUGAACCACACCUUCUACCUGCCUCACAGUGGCCAGCGAGUCGGUGUAGACAACAUCCUAAUCCCCACGGGCGAUAUUGUAGCCAACAAGCAGGGAUCCGUCAAUGACUUCUGGAGCGCGCCGAAGCAAAUCGGAGCUGACCUCCAGAAGCCUGAAGCAGACGGAAAUUGCGGUUUCAACUGUACCGGUUAUGAUACUUGCUGGCUCAUCAACCGAAGCCAAGACGGCCCCUACGACUGGCACGCGGAAGGCGACUUCGUCGCGCGUCUGCACUCGGAGUGGUCGGGCAUCCAAGUGGAAGUGUACACCGACCAGGAAGCCUUCCAGAUGUACUCGUGCAACAGCCAAAACGCGACCAUGCCCCUCAAGACAACGCAGGGUCUGCACGACAACCCAGACUUCCCGCGCACGAUCCCCCAAUACGGGUGUCUCGUCAUGGAGGUCGAGGACUGGAUCGAUGCUAUCAACCACCCCGAGUGGCAGCGCGAGAAGAAGCAGAUCUACGGCCCCGGCGGUGACCCGUACGUCCUGCAGGCUAGCUACGUCUUUAGCAUUAACGAUACCACGACGUCUUAGGUAGGCGGACGCGGUGCGGGUGGUAAUGAUAAUGGUUGUAGUCAAAGGAGCGGCGGCGCGGUACAUAGAAGAGGGAACUUAUUUAUGGUCCUUAGUGCUGUAAUACCUUACCUAGUAUUCUUACUGCCGUAGAACUUACAUAAAAAUUAAUUACGGAUUGAUAAUGAAUAGCUUCUGCUACUGG